AUGCACGGCGCGAUCGCGCGCGUCGCCGGUCCCACGCCGUCGCCGCUCGCCGCUCGCUCGAGGGCCUCGAACCGUCGCCGCUCGCCGCGCGUUGCGCCGUCGAGGGCCAAGGAUGCGUCGCGCGACGCGGAGGACAUCUCCAAGGCGAUGGAGAACGCGAGGGCGUGCGAGAAGAGCGGACUGAGCCCGGGCGCGGGGCUGGCCGACGCGGACGCCCAGGCCGAGGCGGCGUUCGCGGACAUGAUCAACACCACGGUGGACGUGACGGGGGAGGCGCUGGACUCCGAGGAGCUCUCGCAGUUGUCGCGCGGGGGCAAGAUGGACGAGGAGAGCAAAUCGAAAAAGAGCGGAGGGAUCCUCGGAGACGUGCGCGAUCUCUUCGGAGCGCUCAGCAAGGGCGCGCACAUAGUCAAGCAGAAGGGCGGUCGCGUGUGA
This is a messenger RNA of Micromonas commoda, 435 nucleotides long. RefSeq lists its product with no specific name. NCBI's taxonomy places the organism in Eukaryota, Viridiplantae, Chlorophyta, Mamiellophyceae, Mamiellales, Mamiellaceae. The transcript has a single exon. Bases 1 to 435 code for a protein of 144 amino acids. The record is from RefSeq and is a predicted model, not a curated record.